CCGGCAAUUCAAAUGGGUGCGCUGUAUCAAUUUUUAUCUUGUUCUUGUCUCAUCAGUUUCUCCCAGACUGUUCGCUAGCAAGAUACUAUGAUGGAUUUUACUGGCAUUUCUUAAAAAAUUGGGAACUUUAGCUUUUUCAAUGAAUUUAUCAUUAAUUUUAAUAACCUUCUUAGCAUGCUUGCUUACUCUUGGAUUUUCGAUGCCGUCUUAUGAAUAUGUUUCUUCUGUUGUGGAAACAGAAUUCAUCAUCAGUUAUUAUGAACAUUCCUGUGCACAAUCUCGUCAUCGUUUUCUGAAAUCCAUACUCAAUUCGUUCCCAUUGAAUUAUUCCAUAAUGGAGAGAUGGUAUCCACCAUCUAAUGCGAUAGAGAAAAAAAGUGAUUUUGAUGUAAUCAAGACAUUAAAUCUCAGUCGUAUGAAUGUAUCAAAUUUUAUCCAAUACUUAUCUAAUAUCAGUCAAAUAAAAUCAGUUUCACCACAAAAACAAAUAAAUCGUGUUCUUCUAAACUAUGAUAUAAAUGGUGAGGAGUUUUCGCAAAAUACUAAUCGCUUUGAUUCAAGACGAAAUUUAAAACUGUUUGGCGAUUCACAGAGAUAUUCUUCUCCUGGAACUUUACCAUUAGAUCCGUUAAAACAGCCAUGGAAACUGUUACAAGCGGAAUAUGCGUGGUCUCGCGGUUUGUGCGGUAAUGGUGUUCGUGUGGGUAUAUUCGAUACAGGAUUGGCAUCACCUGAUCAUAAACACUUUUCAUUAAGUAAUAUUAUUGAAAGAACUGAUUGGACAGUAGAUAUAACUAAUAGAUCCUAUUCUGAUGAUUAUAUUGAGGCUGUAGAUCGACAUGGUCAUGGAACAUAUGUCACAGGUUUAAUUGCUGCUCAAAAUCCUAAUGUAUACUACUCAAAAUUUAUUAAUUCUUUUAAUAAACAUGACGAUUCUACUUGUCCACCAUGGGGAUUUGCACCACGUGCAGAUUUAUUCAUAUUUCGUGUAUUCACUGAUACACAAAUAUCUUAUACAUCAUGGUUUUUAGAUGCAUUCAAUUAUGCAAUUAGUCGAAAAUUGCAUGUUAUCAAUCUUAGUAUUGGUGGACCAGAUUUUUUAGAUAAACCUUUUGUUGACAAGGUUUUAGAAUUAUCUGCAAAUGGAAUACUAUUAGUUUCUGCUAUCGGGAAUGAUGGCCCUUUAUUUGGAACAUUAAAUAAUCCAGCUGAUCAAAUGGAUGUUUUAGGUGUUGGUGGUGUGGAUGCUUUGGGUCGUGUUGCAAGAUUUUCUUCACGUGGAAUGACUGGUUGGGAACUUCCAGCUGGUUAUGGACGUGUAAAACCGGAUAUUGUUACUUUUUCCACUGGUGUUAUCAGUUCUAAUCUAGACGGAAAAUGUCGUGUAUUAUCAGGAACUAGCGUAGCAUCUCCAAUUGUAACAGGCGUUGUUAGUUUAUUAAUUAAUGCUGCUUUAAAUCAUAAUGCUAACUUAAUUAAUCAUAAAAAUGGUAGUCUAUAUUAUAUGAAUAAUGUGGAUAACUAUCCAUUUGUACCUAUUAAUCCAAUAAGUAUUAAACAAGCUUUAAUAGCCAGUGCAAAUCAACUAGAUUCAGUACGUGUAUUUGGUACGAAUUCAAUAAAAUGGUUACAAGAAACUGAUCAAAGUAGUAUGUUUGAACAAGGCGCUGGUUUGGUAAAUCUUCAGUCGGCCCUAGAGAUUGUACAGCGUAUGAAACCUCAAGCAAGUCUAAUGCCUAGUUAUUUGGAUUUAACUCAAUGUCCAUAUAUGUGGCCAUAUUGUUCUCAACCAUUGUACUCUACCAUUCAACCAAUUAUCAUCAAUAUAACAAUUUUAAAUUCUAUGGAUGUUGUUGGUCGUAUAGAAAAACCGCCUAUUUAUCAUCCAUACAUUAAUUAUAACGGACAUCGUCUACAUGUUGGCAUUUCAUAUUCUCAAUAUCUUUGGCCAUGGGUUGGAUAUUUAGCUGUUUAUCUAAGUGUAACACCUGAUUCUACUGACGAUAUUAUACCAUCUUCACGUUUCUCUGGUGUUGCCGAAGGUUAUAUCAGUCUUGUUGUGGAAUCUUAUGAUAAUAUUCGAAAUCUAUCAUUAAGCACAAAUUUACGAUUACCAAUUAAAGCUAACAUUGUACCUAUUCCACAUCGAUCAAAACGAAUUCUCUUCGAUCAAUUUCAUAGUAUUCAUUAUCCAUCUGGUUUUAUUCCUCGAGAUGAUUUGACCCGAUCAAAGGAACCAUUAGAUUGGUUAGGAGAUCAUAUUCACACAAAUUUUCUCGAUUUAUACACACAUUUACGUAGAAAAAGUUAUUUCAUUGAAGUAUUAACUUCUACAUUUGACUGUUUCAAUGCAUCUAAUUAUGGUACAUUUCUUAUCAUUGAUCCAGAAGAAGAAUUCUUUCCAUAUGAAGUAGAAAAAUUAUUUAUAGAUGUUACAGAAAAGGGAUUAUCAUUAAUUGUUUUCGCUGAUUGGUAUAAUACUAGUGUUAUGCAAAGUUUACGCUUUUAUGAUACUAAUACUAGACGUCUAUGGACUCCAGACACUGGUGGAUCGAACCUACCUGCAUUGAAUGAAUUACUUCGACCAUUUGAAAUUGAAUUCGGUGAUUCUGUUUUCUCUGGAAAUUACGUAAUAGGACAUCGGACUGUUGCAUAUCAUUCAGGUAGCAGUUUAAGAAAAUUUCCUAAUCAAGCUAUCGCUAAUCAUACUGGUCGAACUGCACUGUUAAAAGUUAAUCUGGUCGAUAUUGGAAAACAGUUCAUUCAACACGAUUCCAUGUUUUCAAAGUCAGAAUCAGAACCAUCAUUGGAAGGGGAUAAAAUUCUUGUUAAUUCUGAACCAAAUUUACGUUUAAAACCAAUAAUUGGUAAAGACCCAACACCAGCUAUACUUGGUCUAUGGACUCCUAUCGUUGAAAAUGUAGUCAGUGAAAUGGGACGUUUGUCAAUUUACGGAGAUUCGGAUUGUUUAAGUUCUACGCAUUUAAGUUCAAAUUGCUUUUGGCUGUUAGAUGCAUUACUUCAAUUCUCGACCAGUAGUAUGGGACGAAUCCCACGAAUUUUAAUUGAACAAAUGUUUACACCGAAUACCGAUGUCUGGUUUGAUUCUUCUCUGACAGCACCUUCACGUGCAAAAAGUUUGUUCAAUCCACCUUUUCUAAUAUAUGUUUUUUUUUUCAUGUUUGAAAGCAAUUGACUAAACGUUUUAGUGUAGGUUGUUUAACAACUGAACCAUCUUUGUGAGUAGUUUGGACUGUGAUCGAAUAUUUUGUUGCUUCAAUCCUCUAUAUUGUUUGACAUACUGCCCUCUAUUUGCCAUAUGAACACCAAUAUAAUGUUAUUCAACUAAUCGAAGUGAAGCAUAUCGAACGGCGUUACCCUUGAUUCUUCAUUUAUCUAGAGUUAAAUAUUCUUAAUAGUUAGUUAUUGUAUGCACUAUAUUGUAUUUGUUUGUGUGGUUGUAGAGGUGUGUGAGCGUUUCUCACUACCUAGAUCCCGGCAUUCUGGAAGGAUACUUAUAAAGAUUCCUGAAAACAAAUAAAUUGGAAUAAAUCUCGUUAAACUCUGAGCAAUUGGUAGUAGCACAAAGUGACAUUCAAAUAUAACCUAACUUGAGUGGUUCUUGAUGCGUUAGCUUCGUACAUUUGAGGCUUUUUCGUCAUUGACAUAAAUCCUUGAGGUAUAGAGAGAUGUUCGUUUUUUAUGGUUGACCCUACUUUUUUAUGCAAAAAUGUUGUAUCGUUCCAAAUGCUGGUUGGAUUAGAAGAACACCUUACUGCCGUCACUCUAGUAUAGUCGAUAGUACGGAUUCAUCCGUAAACUUUGAUUCACUGCUCUUAGUCUUACGGCUCAUCAACUGACGUAUCUCAUAUGGCAGAACAAGUGAUUCAGCAAAAAUAACAGGAUUUUGUUAACUUCAUUAUGUAAACCUGAACAUCACCGAAUCGUUCUCAUUAGUAAUAAACAUAUAUCUUCAUUAUAAUCACGCUUUAAUUUGACCGGUGUUUAUGUACUUCUCUGUUUUGAUUUCAUUCUACAAGAUUCUCAAUUAAAUCUGUAUAGUAAUGUGAUAAAAAAGGAAUGGGAUUCAUCUACAUUGAAUACUAGUUAUCUACCACUUGAAGCUUAUUAUUCUGUUAAAUCAUGUUAUAUCGCUCCAACAGCUUCCAUAUCCAUAGAUAAAGAUGAACCAAAUGAGUAAGUUUGAAUUAUCAUUGUUGUUUCUUUUCAAAGGUUAAAUGGAUUUAACAACUAAAUCGAGUAGUAUCAACACACACAAUGGUUUUUUCCCAAUAAAUACACGGACAUUAUUAUCAUUAUUAUCGUUGGCUUUAUUCAAUAUUAUUUUUUGGCAAUAUAGACUUUUAAGCGCAAAGUAUUUCAACAAGCCUCCUCUUAUUUCGUUUUCGAAGCUGACGAUGAAUACUGAGUGAUAUCCAGUUAGAUGUUAGCAGUUCAGCAAUCAAUAUCUGAAUAAUGUUCACUCUUUUCAAUUCAUAUUGCUAACCACCACAAUAUCUCUUAUUGUUCUGUUUUGUAACUUGUUCAGCGAAAUGUCGUAUACUUUUCAUAAAUGCCACUUAUUUAAAUAUAUCUACAUGAACGGAAGAGGUAGCACAGAUUUAUUCAAGCAGGCCGCCUACAAUCACUUUUACUGUAUUCUCAAAUAAUUGAAGUAUUUGGAAGUUAUUCAUUAAUUGUAUUCUGUCUUUUGGAAUAGAAUACGGUAGGAGAGAAUUUCGGGCUGCUUAUUGUAUUAACUCUGUCUCAGAUAUGGUCGCUAGUCCCCUUAAACUUAAAUAGAAAAAAUAUCAUGGUCGUUUGUUUCAUUUAGUUUCUUCGACAAUUUAAAAUGAUUUCGAAUAUACUUCAAUAAAGUGAAAAAAUAUCUGACCAUAUCAUGAAUGUUUGUAAUUCCCAGCAGCAUAAAUCCUGUUACUCUUGAAAUAAGGCAACAAUAGUGACAAGUACCUUUCAUCAAUAAGUUCUGCUAUUCGAACUUUCUAAGAUUAUUUUGACUAAACCAGUUGGACUUUAUAUGAGAUUUGGUAAUUUUCUAUGGUUGAUAUUGUCUCAUGACAUCUAUCUGCAGAUUUUAUUGUUUAGUAUAUGUAACUAGCAGUGAAAUACAAGGAGCAAGUUUCGUCCCAUUUAGGACUCGUCGAUUCUCGUAUGUAUCUGCAUCGCAGUGUUUAUGUUCACAUUGAGACUUAAGUAUCAACCAUGAGCAAUUGCAUACGCUUAUACAUCAUUUCUUUAGACCGCUUUGAACAAGCCAUUAGCUUAAUGGUUAACGUGUUCCCCGAUUAAAACGAUAGCUACUUUGUUGCAGUCUAGAUGUGAACAUUUGUAUACAUUGAAAUUCAUGCGCGUCAAUCCGAUAAGCCUCCAAAUCAGACGAAAAUUGCUUCUUGGAUUGUAUUCCACCGCUAGUCGUAUUACUAUAUCUGCUAAAGCAGAUAGAUGACAGUGGGUCUGUCGACAAUUUUCUGUCAUAAGAAUGUUGAAUUUGUUUACUGUAAUAUAUCUCACGUAGCACAACUUCAUCAUUCCAGUUAUAAUUCUGAUUGUUCAGUGUUUAAAUAAAUAUUAAUUUUUCUUUGAAACUUUCCAGAUCAUUCUAUCAUCCACAGCGCUUAUUGCUCUAUCCAGUAGAAUUAUAUCCAUCGGAAAAAUUAUACACUACUCAUUAUUGUCACUCAUUUAUUUCAAUUCUAUCAUCUGAUAAGAAUUCAUUCUUAAUUAACAAACCGAAAUUAUUGUUACAGUCUAUUAACGACUUUAUACAACUUGAUUUGUACACAUCUUAUAGCGUAAAUUUUAUAUGCGUCAUUAUACUACUUAUAGUAGUUUGCUAUUUUUGUAAACAUUGUAUCAUGUACUUUAGUAACAGUAUAUUAUAUGUAACAGGAUGGAUUCUCUCUAUGAUUCGAUAUAUGCUUGUGCGUAUUCUAUUUGGUUUGUAUAAUUUAUGGCGUGUACAUAUCAGCGAUUUUUCAAAAAAGGUAUUCAGCAAAGUAUAUGCUACUAAUAAUUCUACUGGUAGUAGUAUUAGUACUACUGCUGAAACAUCACGAUUAUCACCUUCAAUAGUUCGGAAAAUUAGCCAACAGAACAGAUCUAAUAUACAUGUAUGUGUACAUAGAUGACAAAUGAUUAGUUGGUGUGUGAAUUGCAUAUUUCUGUACUGAUCGAUUACAGUUUUGUGUAGGUCCAGCGGUUCAAUGUUCCAAUAAUUAACUUCAUCCACGUAUUGUAUUUAAUUUCAGUUCAUUCGUGUAUCUCUUUUUCUCUUUCAUAUUUUCAGCUAUUUUGUAAAUAGAAAUGUAUUCGGUAC
Messenger RNA from Schistosoma bovis, 6337 nucleotides. Lineage: Eukaryota; Metazoa; Platyhelminthes; Trematoda; Strigeidida; Schistosomatidae. The record is from the annotation of a GenBank genome assembly.